GCGGACCUGAGCUCCGGCCGGGAGGCGGCAGGAGGCGGCUGAGGCGGCGACCGGAGAGCAGCGUCAGGGCCUCCGCCUCUCUCCAGGGACCAGACCGGUGGCCGAGGCAGCUGCUGGACAGCGGCUCCCAGGAGUUCGAGCGCUGCGACUCCCGAGCGCCCGGUAGAGCGCAGAGCGGAACUGGCCGUCGCCGACGGGACGGCGCUCAGAGGUAGUUGGUUCUCUCCCGGGCGCCGUAGGCAUCAGGUGACCGGGUUCCGGCGGAGUCACGUGACUCCGGGGUCGCGCGACCGAGACAUGGCAGCCCCCAGGCCGUUGUCCCGCUUCUGGGAGUGGGGGAAGAACAUCGUGUGCGUGGGCAGGAACUACGCGGAGCACGCCAGGGAGAUGCAGAGCGCCGUGCCGAGCGAGCCGGUGCUCUUCCUGAAGCCGUCCACCGCCUACGCCCCCGAGGGCUCGGCCAUCCUCAUGCCGGCCUACAGCCGCAACCUGCACCACGAACUCGAGCUGGGCGUGGUAAUGGGCAGGCGCGGCCGCGCGGUGCCCGAGGCCGCGGCCAUGGACUACGUGGCCGGCUAUGCCCUGUGCCUGGACAUGACCGCCAGAGACGUGCAGGACGAGUGCAAGAAGAAGGGGCUGCCCUGGACCCUCGCCAAGAGCUUCACGGCCUCCUGCCCCGUCAGCGCGUUCGUGCCCAAAGAGAAGAUCCCCGACCCUCACAACCUGAAGCUCUGGCUCAAGGUCAACGGCGAACUAAGGCAGGAGGGUGACACGUCCUCCAUGAUCUUUUCCAUCCCCUACAUUAUCAGCUACGUUUCUAAGAUAAUGACCUUGGAAGAAGGGGAUAUUAUCUUGACCGGGACGCCAAAGGGAGUCGGACCCGUUAAAGAAAACGAUGAGAUCCAGGCUGGCAUACACGGGGUCGUCAGUAUGAGAUUUAAGGUCGAAAGGCCAGAGUACUGAGUCUGUACAAAUCACCCGGACUUCUUAAGUUUCAGGAGAGAAGGGAGGUGGACAGAAGAAGCAAGCAAAAUUGUUAAAUGCAACGAUGCUUUAAUAAGAAAUAAUUUUUAAAUAUGAAUUAAUUGGGUUGUUAUGACUUAAGGAAGACGGACUCUUCCAGGAAAACGUGAUCGAAAAGCUGGGCCAGAAAUGGAAAGAACGAUUGUGUUUUAGGAAAAAAAAAACAAAAACAAAAACAAAGUUUUCGUGAAGCUUCCAAAGAGGAGAAUUUAUCAAACUAAAUGUUCUGAGGCCUUACUUUCCUUUCCUAAAACCAGACUGGAUAAGACUUUUCUGUGAGUCAUUCUGGGAUCAGGAAUUCAACACUGAAAAUCUACAAAGGAAGUUGAAAAUCAUGUUUUCUAAAAUUCCUUGAUCACGAUAACCAUCUGGAGGUAAUUGUAAAAAUAAAAAAUUUCCACCUUACUGACACAUACCAGGCCCACCAUAUUAAUUGGCAGAAUUAAUCUCCAGCAUUCCAAGUGAUUCUUAUCACGGAACUGGGGAAAACCACUACUCCACGUAAUCAGUUAAUUUAAGAUUGUAAUAAGUGACCAAUUAAUGAUGACCUCACUCAUCUGUGCCAUGGCCCGUAGAUUCUGAAUUUGGGAGAUAAUUUUGAAACGAUUAUUUUCCAAAUAAAUAUGCUAUCUUUUGUUUGGC
Molecule: messenger RNA, 1665 nt
Organism: Neofelis nebulosa (Clouded leopard)
Lineage: Eukaryota; Metazoa; Chordata; Mammalia; Carnivora; Felidae
Gene: FAHD1
Product: fumarylacetoacetate hydrolase domain containing 1
Exons: 1
Coding region: 298-963 (221 amino acids)
Cellular component (GO): mitochondrion
Molecular function (GO): acetylpyruvate hydrolase activity
Source: RefSeq, a predicted model, not a curated record